CCCGGUCGAUUUUGUGCAAACGCUAUUGGUACUAACGGAGCGAUCGCGUUGUAGUUCGUAUUGGUGUUAAAUUACUUUUGAAAUAAAACCAUAAUCACUACAAGGGACACCCACGGAUCACAGAAUGGAUGCCGAAGUGUGCCCAUCGUGCGGCGCUUCUGCGGUGGCCGACGAAAGCGGAGACGGAUUCUCUCGAGUGUGCACUGCCUGCGGAGUCGUCUUGGACGCUGCCCCGCUGCAAGCGACGGGUUUCACGGGUGACGACGAUGGACUCUGUUUUGUGUCUUCAACAAGCAGGGACACAAUGUCCCUUCAAAGAGACAAGAGGGGCGAAGCACGCAUGCAGCGCCUGCUCGGAAGCGGGGUGUCCGGGAGCCGGCGCCUCUGCCACGACUGGAUCAAGCAGGUCGGCGUUAAGGUCAACAUGGACUCUGUGAUGGUCCAGCAGGCCUGUGAUAUCUUGGACAGACACUUGACCAGAAAGCCGUUGAACCAACAGAUGGCCAUCGCUGCUGCCAGCUGUUACGAGGUGCUUCAGAACAAUGGUCGAUCCAUAUCGCUUCCCGCCUUGGCCAAGAUGGCCCAGUGUACAGGCUCACACCUGUUCCAAGCCAUUCGUGCGAUCAGUGAGAGCAUGGGCAAGGGAACAAGGCCAGUGAUGCUUGAGGAUCUGCUGCCUGAAGCGGCACAGUCGAUCGACCCCUCCGAACGGUCGCAGGUGUUGUCGCGCGCCACUGCCCUGUUGGAGCCGCUCAGGCGCUGCUGGUUCCUGGAGGGGCGAGCGCCGCGUUGCAUUGGGCCUGUGCUCAUCUUCGUCGCCUGGAAGUCACUCAAUCUCCCACAGCGGAACAUUUCGUUGGCGAGCUUCUGCGAAAUGCACGGCUUGGGCAAGCCCAACAGCUCUGUCCUAGCUGCGAACGCCGACCUGAACAAGGUGCUCAUACAGCUGGCCAGUCAGAUUCCGUGGGUCAAAGGUCAGAAGCUCACGAGCCGUACGGCGCUGGCGUACGUGCCGGACAUAGUUCGCUACUCUGCGUCGUUGGUGGUGGACGCUGCCAGGAGCGCAGUGGGCGCGAAAGUCGUCGAACAAGCGGCGGACCAGAGAUCCGCUGCCAUCUACGCAACAUUUCGGAAGGGGAGGAAAAGAUUUAGUACGGUUGAUUACUCAGGCAGCUCAGAUGUGGCGGACUGCGACGGCAACAGAUACAUAUCCGACUCCGAAAUCGACGUCCACAUCCGAAGCGAGCGAGAAGUGAAUAGUGUGAAGGCGUUUCUGAAAUCUCGGAAGCUACAGGAAGAAGAAACAGCGAAGGAAGACUGAUUUAGUGGAUCGGCGAUAAGCAUGGAUACGAUGUACAUGGUGAUAUGGUGUAUUUGCAGUAGUAAACUAUCACAAAGCAUUUAUGGUGUGCAAGAAACAAAGAGAAUGCUAGUUAGAAUUGUUUUCAUUACAUUUUUCAAUCGCAUCUUGAUGCAUUUCUUAAAGCUUGUGGUUCAAACUGAAUUAGAAAGUAAUUUUAAACAGAAUAGCUUGAAUAGUGUAUGUCACAUAUUAUAAAGAAAAAUGAGCAUAUUUGUCAUGACCCAACUAACUUGUACAAUAAUUUCGAGAAUUAGAACAGGGCGUGUAUGAAUGUUCCAUUUGGUUCGAAGUCAAGCGGAAGCAACCUUGUAUACUAGUACGGUACAAGUUAUAAGUGGUGAAAUAGGUUAAAUUUUAAAAUAUUUUAUACAUGGGGCAUAUAAAGCCGUAUAACACAGUAUUUAAAGUUUAAAAAUAUUAAUGAACGUGCACCUUUAAAAGUGUGGCUUUGCGGCAGUGCAGAUGUUCGCUGGAUAGGGAAUGGGAUGGCAUAGCAGUGCCAUGCUGAAAUGAAACCACUACUUAAAGGUGGGGGCUCAAAUGCAGUCAAAUAUAUGUCUACUCGCUCAUUUAGAACAUUUCAAUUUGUAUUCAUGUCUGAGCGAAUUCAAGCACUAAUAUUCAUUUGAAUAUUCGCGCUUGCUUACAAACACCUUGGACGUCACAGCAACGAGGUUAUUUAAAAACUCAGAACAGCCGAUUACCCCCCUUGCGCGUUUGCAAGAAAAAAAUGAUUUCUAGAAACAAAAUGAUGGAGGUUUUGAUGAGUGUCUCGAAAGGUUGAAAUGCGCCUGCAGAACAAACUGGUGACAUCGUAGGAGGGAGGGCACAUUUACAUUAGUGCAAGCGUCCAGAAGUUUCGAGAUACAGGAAUUGGAUAACUCUUCGCAAGCUCCAGCCAGCAAGUGCUGCCACUUUAUUGGAGUUACACGCUCAACUUUUCGCAAUGCGAGUAUGUUUGCAUGAUUUAUUGACGGUUGUUGGCACACUUUGUAAUACGAAUGGAUUUCCAGUUUGCUUGUUUGAAUGCUGCCGUCGAGUUUUAUGCAUUGCAAUUUUUCUUACAAGUGACCUUCUACACAACAUUGCUGCCGUUACUGCCAACAUCACUCGUCUCUGUCUCACAUUAUUUCUUCAAAGUACAUAACAUUACCUUUCAGACAAUUAACAUAUGUGAUUACCAUUGCUAUUGUAUUACUAUUGUAAAAAGGUCACCCCAAGGACCUAGAGCUGAUUUUCCCGAAACGUGAAAUUCUGUCUGUUAGAAAAGUGUAUAAUGUAUAAUCUUAAGCUGAAUGCAACAUAUUCAUAGACAUAAACUACAAGAUUCCUAUGCACGCACUCUGUCAAUCAAAUAUUGCUGCAGAAAUUUUGCCUGCAAAAUCAAGAAAGGACGCACAAACUAUGAAAAGCGGGGCAUUCAACUGCUAAUUAUUCACGAAUCGAAUAUAGACUUUACACUUAAAACAAAACCAUUAAAAUCCCAUGGCAAAUCAUUUCUUCUUUCAACUGAUGCCAUAGUAGAUCCACAGGCAUUUACAUGCAACAGUACUAGUACACUUAGUUUUUUUGCUGUUUAUUUCUCUUGCUAUUAACCAUGGCACUAAAACAGUUAUUUGAUUCUAAUAAUGCUUUCUUUUUAAAACAGAGCAUGUGAGAAAGUCACUUCAAAGUGAAUUCGUACAUAUGUUUAGACAAUGUGCAAAGCGAAUUUGCACAUUAUCUGACAUGUAAUGUGUAGAAAGAAGUGCAUUUUAAAAUUUUGAACAUUGUUUUGUGCAUGUAUGCUGAAAAAAAGCAUGAUCUGAAUGCAUUUAUCAUAAUGAAUACAUAUGUAAGAAAAAUAGGUGACAGUAUUAAGAACAAGCAAGUAUCUUGU
Molecule: messenger RNA, 3242 nt
Organism: Rhipicephalus microplus (southern cattle tick)
Lineage: Eukaryota; Metazoa; Arthropoda; Arachnida; Ixodida; Ixodidae
Product: transcription factor IIIB 50 kDa subunit
Source: RefSeq, a predicted model, not a curated record